AUGGGUGCACUAAUUUCGCUCCCUAUUGGGAUUGCGAGCUCAACUGUGCCUUUCUUAGGUGCUUGUGCUUGUUCUUCUUUUUGUUCUAUGAUUGGGGGAACUUAUCUGUCCUCAAUACUAACGAGAAUCACAUACGCUUUUAUUUUGUUGUUAGAUUCCUUACUCGCAUGGGCUGCUCUCUCGCCUUUUAUCGCUCACAAGUUAGAGAAGGCUACAUUUGGAUUUAUUAAUAACAAAUGCGGUCCAGAAGGUGGCCAGUGCAUAAGCUUCACAUCUGUUUACAGAAUAUGUUGCGCCUUAGGAGUACUUCAUUUAUUGUUGGCUGCGUUCUUGGUAAAUGUUAAGUCUACUAGAAAUCCUAGGGCUGUGAUACAAAAUGGUAUCUGGCAAGGGAAAUUAGCUCUAUGGGUCGUUUUCAUAGUAAUAAACUUCCUUUUAAUUCCGGAUAAUUUUUUCAUCUUCUAUGGCAAUCACAUCGCGAUGAUUUUCUCCACGAUUUUUAUUGGUAUAGGUCUUAUAAUACUAGUUGAUUUUGCCCACAGUUGGGCAGAAACUUGUCUUGAAAAAAUAGAAAUGGAAGAACUUACUGGUGAGGGAGAUGCGGGAUUUUGGAAGAAAUUACUCGUAGGUGGAACGUUGGCAAUGUAUAUUUCAAGUUUCGCCUUAACAAUACUUAUGUACUGCUUUUUUGCUGGUAAAAGCUGCAGCAUGAAUAAAACAGCUAUAUCACUAAAUUUGGUAUUUUCUAUUAUCAUAUCUGGCAUAUCGGUGAAUCAAACUAUUCAAGAAUCUAAUCCCCAUGCUGGAUUAGCGCAGGCAUCAAUGGUAGUCUUUUACUGCACUUAUCUAAUAAUGAGUGCGGUAUCAUCAGAACCCGAUGACAAGUUUUGUAACCCUCUAGUCAGAUCGAAGGGCACAAGAACUGCGAGUGUCGUAUUGGGAGCGUUCUUUACCUUUAUCGCAAUUGCUUAUACUACGACUAGAGCAGCUGCACAUUCUGCAUUCAGUAUGGCAGAUGAUGAAUCACUUAUUUCUACUCAGCCAGCUGUUAGAAAUGAGAUGAGAUAUCAGGCAAUUAGACAAGCUGUUGAUGAAGGUUCAUUGCCAGAAAGUGCUCUAUCGCAGCCUAGUUUGUUCGAAGAAGACGGUGAAGGCACUGAACGUGAUGAAGAAACACAAAAAGUGAAAUACAACUACUCUUUAUUCCAUAUAAUCUUCUUUUUGGCUACACAGUAUGUUGCAACAUUGCUUACUAUUAACGUUCAGCAAGAUGAUCUCGGUGACUUUGUUCCUGUUGGUAGAACAUAUUUCGCGAGCUGGAUUAAGAUAAUAAGUUCUUGGGUGUGCUUCAUUCUUUAUGGCUGGAGCCUUAUUGCACCUACUCUUUGGCCAGAGAGGUUUGGGGUUCAAUUGUAG
Molecule: messenger RNA, 1416 nt
Organism: Priceomyces carsonii
Lineage: Eukaryota; Fungi; Ascomycota; Pichiomycetes; Serinales; Debaryomycetaceae
Exons: 1
Coding region: 1-1416 (471 amino acids)
Cellular component (GO): membrane
Source: RefSeq, a predicted model, not a curated record